AAACUUGAAUCGAUCCCAAGUGUUAUUUCAGACUCGCUAAUUGUCGGUACGUGCGAUCGGAAGUGAAUCAAAUUAUUUCCUACAAAAUAUUUACUAGACUCCUUAUGAAAUGGUUUUAACGGCCGCCCUGUUCGUGAUUGUCGGCGCUCUUAGCGCUAUUUAUUUGUGGUUCCAACGGAAUCACAGCUAUUGGCAGCGCAAGGGCAUACCAUAUAUGCAGCCCACGCCCAUAAUAGGUAAUACAGGGCCAGUGUUUACGCAGUCGAAUUCCUUUGGCUUGCACAUCUCGGCUGUGUACAGUGAUCCACGGAUGGCGAAUGAGGCCGCUGUUGGCAUCUAUGUGAUCAAUAAACCUGGUUUGGUCAUCCGCGAACCGGAGCUGAUCAAAUCGGUGCUAAUCAAAGACUUUAAUCGAUUCACCAAUCGCUAUGGACGCACCGAUCCACAUUAUGAUGCCCUUGGCUCAAAUAAUCUGUUCUUUGUGCGCAAUCCACAAUGGAAGGAAAUUAGGACGAAGCUGACGCCGGUUUUCACCAGCGGAAAGAUGAAGCAGAUGUAUCCACUCAUGCAGGAGAUAGCCGCAGAUCUAGAGUCUAUGCUAGCCAAGGAGAGGCCAGCAAACGAAGGCAAAUACGUUACAGAUAUCAAGGAUGUGUGCGCUAGGUUUACGACGGAUUCAAUAGCAACGAUAGCGUAUGGUGUGCGUGCGAAUAGUUUGUCGAAUCCGGAGGCCGAGUUCCGUAGGCAAGGCCGUAUGAUUUUCGCUCCGACACUGGCGCGCAGCAAGGACUUCUUUGUCGCCUUCUUUUUGCCGAAGCUGGUGUCGCUGAUGCGCAUCAAGGUGUUUCCGGACGAGUUUUCCAAAUUCCUGCGCGAUACCAUUGGCCACGUCAUGGCGGAGCGAGAGCGAACGGCGACGGUGCGCAAUGAUCUGAUCGAUGUGCUCGUGGGCUUACGCAAGGAGGCAGCCCUGGAGCCGGGCAAGCCGCAUUUGGCCAACGACAACGACUUUUUGGUUGCUCAAGCGGGAGUGUUCUUCACGGCGGGCUUCGAGACGAGCUCGUCGGCCAUGUCCUUUGCCCUGCUAGAGCUGGCCAGGCAGCCGGAGUUGCAGAAGCGACUGCGAAAGGAAAUCCAUGAAGCCUUGCUCGAGGAGAAGGAUGGCAAACUGAGCUACGACAAAAUCCAUUCACUCGAAUACCUAUCCAUGGUGGUGGACGAGGUGUUGCGCAUGUAUCCAGUUCUACCUUUCCUAGAUCGCGAGUAUCAGAGCAUUAAGGGAGAAGCGGAUCUUUCGCUGAAGCCCUACUACGACCACAAACUGGAGAAUGGCACGCCCAUUUUUAUACCCAUCUAUGCACUGCAGCGAGAUCCUAAGUACUGGACCAAUCCGAAUCUGUUUAAUCCCGAUCGCUUCUCGGCCGAAAACCGCAAAUCAAUCGAGCCCAUGGCCUACCAGCCCUUCGGCCUGGGACCCCACAAUUGCAUCGGCAGUCGAAUCGGAGUGCUUCAGACCAAACUGGGGCUGGUCCACUUCCUCAAGAACCAUUUUGUGCGCUCCUGCCCAGAGACCGUGAAGGAGAUUGAAUUCGAUCCGAAGACGUUUAUUCUGCAGCUGAAGACGGGCAUGUUCCUCGAGAUUGUCAACGAUAGACUAUACGAUGCGAAUGCUCUGGACUCGAUCAGCUGCUGGUUGACACAGCCUCCGCUGGCAAUGAGAGCCUGUUUGAUCUCAGCUCUCAGGCGCUGCUGCACCUCCGGAUGCUUGGCCAGCUCGUACAUGGCGAAGGCCAUGGUCGACGAGGAGGACUCGAAGCCGGCGGUAAAGAAGAGCACAGCCUGGGCCACCAGAAUGUCGCCAUCGAACACGAAUUUGGAGUCCCGAGAAUUUGGCGGACUCAGCGGGCACCACCUUGAAGCCGAAGUAGGGCACCAGCUGUGGCAAGAAGAAGACCAACGUGAACUCAGCCGCACGCUUCAGGCUGAACUGAAAGACCGCCCGGCCGUGUCGACGGAACUCGCCAUUCGGAUGGGUGAAACUGUUCGCCUGGAUGCCGUAGGCCACCGUGGCAAUCACAUCCGUGGUGAAGAGAGCGCACAGCUCCUUGGCCUCCAGAUCGAAGCAGCGCAUCCGUUCAUUGUGCAGCGGCUGCUGGCGGAGAUACGCAUCCAGAUUGCGGCCGACCUCAUCGAUCAGCGGAUACAUGUUCUUCAGCCGAUUGCUGGUGAAGAAUGGCGACAGCUUCAGGCGCACCUCCUUCCAGGCCGGAUUCUUCAGAAAGAAUAUAUUCUGCGAGCCCAACGGAUCGCCUUUGUAAUCCGAAUUCGAGUAGCGAUUGCUGAACUUCGCAAAGUCCUUGACCAUGAUUCGCUUGAUCAGCUCCGGAUCGCGCAGGAGCAGCGCUGGCUUAUAGAACACAUGAAUGCCCACAAAGGGCUUAUCCUGCGCAUCCGGAUGAUUGUACAUCUCGCCAAUGAAAUCCGCCGGACUGCUACGCAUGCUCAGCAGCCCGCCCAGGUUGCCCACAAACAGCCGAGAACGCAGCUCAGGCACGCCGCGCACUAUCCAAUAGGCAUAGUGGUGUCUCAGGUAGUAAUAUCCACAGAUCAGGAUACAGAUGAGCAGAAGCAGCGCUGUGCCAAGCCUCAGGCGUAUUUCUAUGAGAGCUUCUUAUUUAUGUUAGCUUUUUCCUUGGCUCUGCUCCUGCUGUCUCUGGCGCUGCUCUGCAUCUACUUGUACCUAGAGCAGCGUUACAGCUACUUUCGUCGACAUCGACUGACGCAUAUACCCGCCUCCAGCUGGACGCCAUUUGGUCACCUGAAGCAGCUUCUGCUGCUGCGUAUCUCGUUUGGUGAUCUCUUCAAGGAAAUCUAUGCAGAUGCACGCAUUCAGCACGCGAAGCUGGCUGGUUUCUACGUGUUUCAAACGCCGGCGCUAAUGCUGCGUGAUCCGGAGCUAAUAAACCUGGUGCUGAUCAAGCAAUUCAACAGUUUUCUUAACCGGUAUGAAGCCGCCGAUGCCCGGCAUGAUCCGAUGGGUGCACUGACGCUGCCAUUGGCCAAGUAUCCGGUGUGGCGGGAGAGUCGUCGCUGCAUGUCGCAGAUGUUCAGCAGUGGCCGGAUGAAGCAGCGCAUGUAUCCCCUUAUGCAGCAGGUGCUGCACGAGCUGGAGCAGCAUCUGGAUAGGCGCAUGGGCGGGCGGUCGGAGCAGGUGCUGCCGCUGAGCGAGAUGUGCCAGCUGUACACGACCGAUGUGACGGGCAGACUGUUCUACAGCUGGGAUGUGGGUGGACUGCGGCAUGGUGAGUCACUGCUAAGGGAUCAGACCAAGCAGCUGCUCCACCCGAAUCUCACCAAGGUGCUGCACUUCAUGUGCAUCUUCUUCUUGCCUCAAUGGACUUGGCUGCUGCGCGCCAAGGUCUUUGCCGCGGGCUAUGCGCGCUUCAUGCGGCAGCUGGUGGAGAGGCAGCUGCGACAGCGGUGCCAGAAGCGUAAUCCCCUAGCGGAUGUUGAUCUGCUGGGUUUGCUGGAGCCACUGCAGCGUACGCAGCAUUCGGAUUUCACAGCUUCCCAGGCGGGCAUCAUUCUCCUGGCUGGCUUUGAGACCUCGUCCGCCCUGCUGGGCUUCACACUGUACGAGCUGGCCAAGCAGCCGGCGCUGCAGCGACGCUUGAAGCGGGAGCUGACCACAGCCUUUGGCCAGAAUGCGCAGCUCAGCUAUGAGACAGCCUCCACUUUGCCGUACCUAAAAAUGGUCUGUCUGGAGGCUUUGCGCCUCUAUCCCGCUGCUGCAUUCAUCAAUCGCGAAUGCACACGACCCGCGGGCUUCUCACUGCAACCACACGUGGACUACGUGAUACCGCCUGGUAUGCCCGCCUACAUAUCCAUAUUGGGCAUACAGCGUGAUGCCAAGUACUGGCCCAAUCCAUUGCACUUUGAUCCGGAGCGUUUUGCGCCGUCACGCCUAAAGGAUAUAAUACCCAUGACUUAUAUACCCUUUGGUGCUGGUCCGCAUGGUUGCAUCGGCAGUCGACUGGGUUUGCUGCAGCUGAAACUGGGCGUGGCACACAUACUGCGAAGGCAUCGAGUGGAAGUGUGCGAUAGAACUGUCAACCAAAUACGCUUCAAUCCAAAGACCUUCAUGCUGGAGUCAUUGGAUGAGCUAUAUUUACGUUUCUGCCUAGAUCCCAUGUAGUUAACACAAAUGUAU
Drosophila navojoa is the source of this 4210-nucleotide messenger RNA. It is a transcript of the gene Cyp6g1, whose product is annotated as Cytochrome P450 6g1. The record is from RefSeq and is a predicted model, not a curated record. Lineage: Eukaryota; Metazoa; Arthropoda; Insecta; Diptera; Drosophilidae. Gene Ontology annotation, biological process: insecticide catabolic process; response to DDT. Gene Ontology annotation, molecular function: iron ion binding; monooxygenase activity; heme binding.